CGCUUUACUGGAAUCUUCUUUUCUCCUUCUACAUAUAACUGAUAAUCUCUCUCAACUCUUUCAAAUACUAAGCACUCAGUCGCCGCAUCAGAAAACUCAAAGAGGAUGGCAGGAGGUAACCCUCCAAAACCCUCCUCCAACAAGCCAGCUCCCUCUGCUUCACACCGGAAAUCCCGAUGGGAAUCUACCACCGGAAAAAAACCUUCUUCCGAUCCCAAAACCUCAGUAGCCGGUGCCGGCGCUGCAUCCGGAUCCGGUGACCCCAAAUCGAAGCCCUCUCCAAAACCCACAAACCCAAAUCAGCCUACGACUCCAAAUCCGAAACCCAUUAGCAAACCGUCACCAAAACCCGACCCGAAUGCUCACUUUGGCUUGCCCCCUUUCCCUUUUCGUGACCCACCUCCACCCCCUUUAUAUGGGUUUCACAUGCUUGAACGUAGGACCAUAGUUCUAGCUGAUGGUUCAGUACGGUCUUACUUCGCAUUACCCCAUGAUUAUCAGGAUUUUCCAGCUUUUCCCCGGCCGGACUUUCGUGGUCCGCCGGGGUUAGGAUUUGAGAGGCAGUUUCCGGAUGAUGGGUUUAUGAGGAAUAGGAAUCCGGAUCAUUGGAAUCCGUUAGGGGUAGAAGGGGGACGUGUUGGUGAUGGUGCAAUGAAGAGGAAGUUUGGUGACGAGGGAAAGGAUGGGCUUGAUAGGUUAAGGCAACAAGUGUUGGAACAUGGAAAUGCUGGUCCGGUUCCGCCCGGGUCAAGUAGUUCGUAUAUGGGUAGAGGAGAAGAAAUGAAUAGGCCACCAAAAUAUAUGAGAAGUGGAGGUUUUGAAGGGAGGGCGAGUAGGACUAAGCACAAUGAGGUGGAUCAAAGUGCAUUAAAGAAGUCUUUUUUGCCUAUGGUGAAGUUAAUUUUUGACACUGCUAAUGUCAAAAGGAGUUAUUUGGCUGAUGGAAAGCAGGGGCGUUUGCAGUGUCUUGCUUGCAACAGGACUGCAAAAGAUUUUCCUGAUAUGCACUCUCUCAUUAUGCACGCCUACAACCCGGAUAGUGCUGAUUCACUUGUGGACCAUUUGGCCUUCCACAAAGCAUUAUGUGUUCUGAUGGGAUGGAACUAUUUGACACCUCCUGAUCACUCAAAGUCAUAUCAGAUGUUAUCUGCUGAUGAAGCAACUGCAAACCGAGAUGAUCUAGUUUUGUGGCCGCCUUUGGUUAUAAUCCAUAACACUAUCACAGGAAAACGCGAUGAUGGGCGCAUGGAGGGUUUGGGAAACAAGGCAAUGGAUAGUUACCUUAAAGGUAUUGGAUUUCACGGUGGCAAGGCAAAGGCCUUGUAUAGCAGAGACGGUCAUCUAGGUGUUACCCUGGUUAAGUUUGCAAGUGACCAAUCAGGUUUGACGGAAGCCAUGCGGUUAGCUGAAUAUUUUGAGAAAGAUAAUCAUGGGAGAAAUGGUUGGGCUCGACUGCAGCCCUUGACUCUAGGCAAGGAUGAUGAGAACAAUCCUGACCUUUGCAAGUAUGAUCAUCGGACUGGAGAAAAGAAGAGGGUCUUCUAUGGUUACCUGGGCACUGUUAACGACUUAGAGAAGGUUGAUUUCGACUUCCGAAAGAAGAUAACCAUCGCUAGCCGAUUGGAUUACAAGCCAUCUGGUUAGAACCAGGUCAAUAGAUUUGUGUUUGAGAUAUGCUUAAGUUGAGAGUAUUACUCAAUUCUCUGUUCUAGAUAUUGUCGUUUCGUGUUACUUGUGUUGCCCUUGGGAAUCGGAGAGUUGGGGCUCUCUGGUAUAACGGUAGGACUAAGAUAUUAAUGCCAUGCAUGUCUCUUUUCCCUUCUCUUGUAGUGAAACAUCUCUGGCACAAGAUUAGUGGUUUCGAAGUCCAAUGGACUUGCUGUUUGUUCUCGUCCUUCCUCGAUUUGAGGCUGGGUGUACCAAUGAUCAUGGUUCAUAAAUUUGUCUCAAGGUUUAAUUUA
Molecule: messenger RNA, 1961 nt
Organism: Solanum pennellii
Lineage: Eukaryota; Viridiplantae; Streptophyta; Magnoliopsida; Solanales; Solanaceae
Exons: 3
Coding region: 106-1644 (512 amino acids)
Biological process (GO): regulatory ncRNA-mediated gene silencing
Source: RefSeq, a predicted model, not a curated record